CGUUCGGUGAUGACGUACUAAUGGAUGACGCUGCGCAUGCGCAGUGCUGACUUGCAGCCGGUGUGUGUGCAUGGUGUCCGAGAAGAGGCCCAGUGACAUGCAGGAGGAACAGGAAAUGGGAUUAUCCAGCAAUUCCAUCGAUGUCACAAACUCAGAGGAUGAUUCCACAUCCCCUUCUAAAAACAAGGAGAUAAUCGUUGCCCCUGGGGAGCACCCACUGCAAUAUAAGUACACAUUCUGGUACUCUCGUAGAACACCAUCCCGGCCAGCAAGUACCCACAACUAUGAGCAGAAUAUCCGACAGUUCGGCACCGUAGCAUCAGUGGAACAGUUCUGGAGAAUAUACAGCCAUAUAGUACGUCCAGGAGACCUUACAGGAUACAGUGAUUUUCAUCUCUUCAAAGAUGGCAUCAAACCCAUGUGGGAAGAUGAAGCUAAUAAAAAUGGUGGAAAGUGGAUUAUUCGCCUCCGGAAGGGCCUGGCGUCUCGAUUCUGGGAGAAUAUUAUCCUGGCCAUGCUAGGGGAGCAGUUUAUGGUGGGAGAGGAGAUCUGUGGGGUGGUGGUCUCUAUUCGUUUCCAGGAGGAUCUCCUUUCUAUCUGGAACAAGACGGCCAAUGACCAGCUGAGCACAGUGCGAAUCCGGGACACGUUAAGGAGAGUUUUAAAUCUACCUCCCAAUACAAUCAUGGAAUACAAAACUCACACGGACAGUCUCAAGGACAACUCAAGUUUUCGAAAUACAAAAAUUACCGUAUAGCACCCAGGGCAUGUUUUCUCAAUUACCUCUUAAACGGCCGUGCAGGCAUGAAUGUAUCCAUGGCCUGGGACAAUACGUGGUUUAAAACCUUUUCGAUCCUGAAAGAAUCAUGAAUCUGUUCUACAAACGAAUACUUGGUCUCAGGGCAGCCAUUACUAUAUGCAAAUGAGAACUCAUUGAAAGCCACAUCACCCCAACUUGCCGUCCAUCUUACUGCAGAGGUUUCUGGAAAUACCCGUAACGCAGCAAUGGUAGUAAAAUGCCACGGGUGGGGUGGGCGUAGAUCCAGUGCGUGGCAACUCAGUGUGCCUUUAUAGGGGUUGAGGGGGAAGGAAAGCAAAAUUAAAUGACACAGAAUGACGUCUCUUUUAUUAAAUUAUUAAUAAGAUUAAUAAAUGGCAUUUGUACCUAGA
Pelobates fuscus (common spadefoot toad) is the source of this 1170-nucleotide messenger RNA. Its product is annotated as eukaryotic translation initiation factor 4E type 2-like. Gene Ontology annotation, molecular function: RNA 7-methylguanosine cap binding; translation initiation factor activity. Lineage: Eukaryota; Metazoa; Chordata; Amphibia; Anura; Pelobatidae. The transcript has 7 exons. The coding region runs from base 71 to 757 and encodes 228 amino acids. Gene Ontology annotation, biological process: translational initiation. The record is from RefSeq and is a predicted model, not a curated record. Gene Ontology annotation, cellular component: eukaryotic translation initiation factor 4F complex; cytoplasm.